This is a messenger RNA of Aspergillus melleus, 3565 nucleotides long. RefSeq names its product putative protein kinase (Lkh1) (gene LKH1). Lineage: Eukaryota; Fungi; Ascomycota; Eurotiomycetes; Eurotiales; Aspergillaceae. Bases 712 to 2496 code for a protein of 594 amino acids. Gene Ontology annotation, biological process: protein phosphorylation. The record is from RefSeq and is a predicted model, not a curated record. Gene Ontology annotation, molecular function: ATP binding; protein kinase activity. Gene Ontology annotation, cellular component: nucleus. The transcript has 4 exons.
CUUCAUUUGUUUGAAUUCCCUGGUCCUCUCCAGUUCCCCGUCCCAAAUUCCCGGCCGCGAACCAGAAAUUCGGAAUCGCCUCUCGCUCUCUCUCGCUCCUCCGUCUCCAAUGUUCGCCUUCCAAUUCAAUCGUGCGGUCAUUGUCGCUCCCAAGCAAAUGAGACAAACUUGCUGAAAUCCUCCCGUAUCGUCAACCCUCUACUUCGCCCCGACCGCCCUCUGUCCAUUGGGAUCCCCACGCCUGACGUUUUCCUUCCCUUUUUCCUUUCUCAUUCUCUCUCUUGCCCUCUCCCUCUCCCUCUCCUCCGUCUCCUCCUUUUCCCUCUUGUCGAGUCCGGGCGUUUCGCAUUCUCCGUCGGUCUUCUCUCCUCCCCUUCCCAAAUCCGACUGGGACGCCAACACGAGCAUCCCCGGGUUUGCCGACCUGGUGCUUCGAGUCCCCUGUCUCAUCCUCUUUUUCUGUCUAAUUACUCGUCUCGUUUCUUCUCCCUUUUCUCUUUAUUUUUAUAUUUUCUGGCCCGUCAAAAAGAUCGUCCGAAUUGAUUGAUUCUCGGCGGCCUACUGCGAUCCGACUGGAACGGUUGGAGGAAACCCUUCCACCCUCCAAUAAACCCUGUUCCCUCUCUCUCACUCUCUUUCUGUCCUUUUACCUCCCUCUCUUUCUUCUCUCCUCCGCGGCUCGUCCAAACCGAUCGAGGUUCUGGAUCCAUCAUGUCGACACCAUCCACGGCCACUGCGACACACCCUACCACUCAUCACCAGCAACACUACGGAUACCCCCAUCAUCAGACCUACCAACCAAACGUAUCCUAUCCGACCACCUCCGCCGCAGGUUCUCGCCUAGCCUCGUCCGCUUACCCCUACGCCGUAAACCCUUCGACCGCUACUCUUCCCUACGCUCAAUCUCCGAAACUCGCCCCCCCUGCGCCCCCCACACCCACCACGACGACGGUCCCGACGACGACGGCUGCGACGGUAGCGACGAUGCCCCCGACCCAGAAUGGCGUCGCCGCGAGGGCGACUUCCGGACAGAAUGGCCGCAAGAAAAAGCCGGACUGGGGCGAAUUCUAUAAAAAUGGUAUACCCAAAGAAGUCAUUGUCAUUGACGACACGCCUCCGCCGGAGCAGUCAAAGGGCGGCUCUGCUCGCAGUUUUGCGACGACGUCCACCGUGACGGCUCCCAACGGCGCCGCUCAACCACCGCUGCCCGCCGGUAAAAAACGGCGUACGGGGAUGGAGUCUGCCUACGACGUGGCCUACUACGAUCGUCCCUCAUAUUCCAUUAACCCGCAGCGAUACGGGGAAGAUUCUUCGGCCGCCUCGCUGUCAACGGAUCGGACGACGUCCAUGCACACCACCGCGCCUACCUCCCUGUCCCAGGGCAGUUCAGGUGCCGGCAAUGGCAUCUUCUACGAGGAUGCCAACGUGGGUCAGAAGCGAAAGCGAGUCACGACGCGAAAGGCCGUUCGCGAUGAGCAGAAACGAAAGGAGCUGGAGAGCGUUGGCGAUGCGUUCUUGAGCUACGUGCCUCCGCCUAAACCGCCUAUCAAGGCGAAGGACGUGCCUGUACCUGUUGUUCGAGAUUACGCCGGCCGAACCGAGAAGUUUGACGAUGAUGACGGUCACUACAUUGUGAAUCCUAAUACUCCUCUCACAGACCGAUACACGAUUAUCAAACUCCUCGGACAGGGGACGUUUGGAAAGGUGGUAGAAGCAUACGAUAAACACCGCAAGGCUCGCUGCGCGGUCAAGAUCAUUCGUUCGAUUCAGAAAUAUCGGGAUGCAUCUCGCAUCGAACUUCGAGUAUUAUCAACGCUGGCCUCGAACGACAAGCAGAACCGGAACAAGUGUAUCCAUCUGCGUGACUGUUUCGACUACCGCAGUCACAUCUGCAUCGUCACUGACCUGCUGGGGCAGAGUGUCUUUGAUUUCUUAAAAGGCAACGGCUUUGUACCGUUCCCCAGUAGUCAGAUUCAAAACUUUGCCCGUCAGCUGUUUACUAGCGUUGCCUUCCUUCAUGACCUUAACCUCAUCCACACCGACUUGAAACCCGAGAACAUCCUCCUUGUCAACAACGCCUACCAAACCUUUACCUACAACCGGACCAUUCCCUCCUCCUCGCAGGCCAUCUCACGAAGUGCCCGUCAGCGACGGGUCUUGCUGGACAGCGAAAUCCGUCUGAUCGAUUUCGGCUCGGCCACCUUUGACGACGAGUACCACUCUUCGGUCGUGUCCACCCGCCACUACCGAGCCCCAGAGAUCAUCUUGAACUUGGGGUGGAGCUUUCCGUGCGAUAUCUGGAGUAUCGGGUGCAUCCUGGUCGAGUUCUUCACGGGGGAUGCACUUUUCCAGACCCAUGACAACCUGGAGCAUUUAGCGAUGAUGGAAGCUGUCAUUGGGGACCGCAUUGAUACCCGACUGGUGAGACAGGUGAUGCAAGGAGGUCGAAGUGGCAGUCAGAACCAGUCAGCCAAGUACGUAUUAUCUCUGCCAUAGCUCGAACAUUAUCUAACUGAUGCAGAUAUUUUGUCCGUAAUAAACUCGACUAUCCGAAUGACGAAACGACUCGUGCUUCGCGGAAGUAUGUGAAAGCGAUGAAACAGCUGAACGUGAGUUUUUCUCCACAAAGACUUUUUUGUCUUGUUUAAAGAAACUGACACCGGUAGGAGUUUAUCCCCACGAAUAACAAAUUCCACCAACAGUUCCUGGACCUCUUAAAGCAAAUCUUCGUUUACGACCCGAAGGCCCGUAUCACGGCCAAGGAGGCGUUGAAGCACCCUUGGUUCAAGGAAUCUCUCGUGGACGAUGGCACCGAAGCCCUGCGAAUUGGGGAACAGCUGCAACGCAACAACCAACGCCGCUGACCCGAGUUUCAGACUUCGGAUUGUUCACUUGAUGUAUGGAUACAGGUACAGUUACGAUAGAUGGUUCGUCUUGGAUAAUAUGUGCAUCGAGACAACCACACGCACCGCGUGACGACGAUGGGAUUUACAAAAGGUCUCCUUGGACUUUAUGGAGUUGUGGCCCUUUUGGGACUAUGGUGUAUGGGGUUCAGUGCUCAUCCAGGACCUUGCGAAGCUUCACACGGCGGUCCGACCUUGACCCAGGCCAGGAGGAUAAAAGCAUCGGAUGAAAUUUAGGUCAUUGAUGACAGCACAUUAUGUUUAUCUGUUUCAUCGAAUUUUUCGACUUGGGUUGGCCUGAUUUGGGCAUGUGGGAUAUUUUUUAUGGUUUAUACUCAUCACUUAUAUGCUUGUUCUUUUUUUCUUCUCAUCAUGUCGAUGAAUUAUUUUGACCUGCUCGGAUCUAUUCCUUUCUCUGGGGUGGCGCUGGUGAUUUGUUGAUACAGGUUUAUUGCAUACCUACUACCUAGUUAUUUUCUUCUAUAUCCUGUCUUUUAUGGUUUGAGGCCUUGGAGGUGGUUGGGAGGCCCGGAUAGUGCGAAUUUAUAUACCUCUUUGUUCUACGUCACGUAGGUGAUGGACAGAUCUUCUGACUGACUCCACGGACAGUACCCCGUAUAUAGAGUAGUAUACCCCAAUUUCAUGCAUCCUGGUCACUAACA